Molecule: messenger RNA, 5396 nt
Organism: Xiphophorus hellerii (green swordtail)
Lineage: Eukaryota; Metazoa; Chordata; Actinopteri; Cyprinodontiformes; Poeciliidae
Product: galectin-3
Exons: 7
Coding region: 3614-4600 (328 amino acids)
Biological process (GO): positive chemotaxis; monocyte chemotaxis; positive regulation of calcium ion import
Cellular component (GO): immunological synapse; cytoplasm; nucleus
Molecular function (GO): IgE binding; disaccharide binding; laminin binding
Source: RefSeq, a predicted model, not a curated record
GUGUGAGUUUCAGAGUGGGAUCGGUUUUGGCUGCAGCAGCAGUUUUAAUCGCGCUGAAACAUACCAGCCUCGGCGUAAUUUAUUAGGAUUGUUAGAUGCGAGCAACCGAAAGUACAGCUUGGUUAUAAGAGAAAGCAAAAAGGAUGGAAAGUAUUGCUUGUUGCUUAAUCUGAAAAGUGUGGCACACAUUUGUACUUUAAAAAAAAAAAAAAAAAAAGCUGGAUGUGAUUUUCUUUUCUCAUCUCUUAUUGUUUUCUGACGUACAUGCAAAAUGCUGUGUGGCGGAAAACGUUUCUUCAGCAGCGAAACGGAAACGUCUCAGAAGUUGACGGAAGGAUCAAAAUAUGGGACGGUCCUGGAAGAAAACCUGUCAGAGGACUGCAGAGGACUUGAAUCUGACGUGGAGGUUCACUUUAACCCAAACAGCAACCCAGAACCUGCAACCAGAGCAACAAUCGAAUGAUUAAGAUCAAACUGCAUUUAUGUGCUACAGCGGCCUUUAAAUCCACAAUUAAAUCCAGUUGACGACGUAUGACCAAACCUGGAAGCUGAUGCUCGCACGUGCUCCAACACACCUCCCACACAAUCCCAAUAAAACAUAUGGUAGUUUUGUGGCUGCAAGCUAAGAGAAAUAAAGAAAAUAAAAGAAGAUUUAAGGAGCAAAAAGCCUGGCACAGAAGAGCUCUGAACUGAGAUCAAACAAAGCAAAAGCUCCAGGUUCCUUUAAAGCUUUGUGAAGGGCGAUGAAAGGAGAAACGGCUUCCACAGAGGUGGUAGCAAAACUGCUGGAAUGGUUUGGGAAGUGGCAUUAAGUGAAAACACGUUUUUUCACUCAUUGUGAUCUUGGUGAAUUAUACAUACGUGUCAAUGUUUGCCUUGUAGAUGUCAGCCGUGCAGAAGAAACGGAACAUUUCAUUGUGCCAACAGUUAAGAGUGUUCAGCUCUCUCCCACCUCAGGGGAAAUUUUACUGUCUCCAUCUAGUGGCGGACUACGGAGGUGCAUGGCUCUUAAAUUUACUAUGCUGGUGGUUGAGGGUGAAACGUCAAUAAAAGCUCAUGUGUGGAGAACAACAGUGUUGUAAUUUGUGAUAGUAAUCUGCCUCCAGAAACACACACACACACACGUAAACACUCAGGUUUCUACAACGACAACAACAAGAAGAACGAAAGACAGAAACACACGUCGCUGUCCCCAUGGCAACUGUAGCAACAUAUUGCAUCUCCCUCGCGUUUACUAUCUCUUACACGCACGCUCCCUCUGAUUUCAUCUUUCAGUCAGUCUUUGAGCGCACAAAAGCAAAAAAAAAAAAAAUAAUAAUCACAAACGCCAGUCACAGCGGGGAUUUCCUGUCUGCACUUCACUCAUUCAGUUAUUGUGCGUUUUAGGAAGAGAGACGCGAUGAGGAGAUAGGAUAGAGGGCGUCAGGGUGCGGAGGAGUUUGGGGCUUACGGGUUUUGUUCUGGAACGAGGCCCAGAGCUUAUCGGAGGCUAAAGCCUCCGUCGUCACUUUGGAGAGCCCUUCUCCUGCCAGAGAGCCGUCUUCUGCCUCACAGCAGCGCGCCUCGCGGUUCCCUCCUUUCCCUCCCAUUGGCUGAAGCGACAAAAGAACAUCUCCUGCGAGUGACAUCACUACUCUCGGCCUCUCGCACAUGUCAGGACCACAUGGCAAACAUCCACCGGAGUGGAGCAUGGUAAUUUGCUCUCAAGUUGAAACUGAGCUAUAUUUGUUUUGUGUGUGUGUGUCUAGCCCAGCUAUUCAUCAAAUUAGUCGUGCAGCUGAGGCCAAAUUGAGUUCUUAGAUGGGUCGAGGACGUUGGUGUCGUCGGUUCGGUGCUCUACGGAGGCCACAUGCUGCCGACAAUAUGCAUGAGAAGAAAAGAACAUUCUGGACGAUGUUGGCCAGCAAAGCGUGUAAAACAUUUGACACAGUUUGCAACACAUCUUGAGAACGUCAGUUGUAAUUUCUUGAGGCAAAUCGACACAGAGAGAAGCAAAUAUUUGUGGUUUUUAUAAUUUUUUUUAUUGGUUAAAAAUCUGAAAGGUUUAUUGUGUGUAUCUGGAGUCACUGAGGGAAACACUUUGGAAACAACUUUUUAGCGGAGUGACCUCUUAAGGUUUGGUACAUCUCCGCCAUGAUUCGCUCACCUGAGGACUGUUUUUCACAUCUCAUUCUAAAUCAACUAAACACAGAGCUAGCCCCAACCCUCUUCCUCCAAUUUAACUAUCCUGCCUUGAACCAUUUUGCAAAAAAAAAAAAUCCUUCACUUCCACCUUGUAAUUAUGCAGCACCCUGUGUCGGUCUUUCACAUAAAAUCCCACUAAAAUCGAAUAAAUUUCCUUGUUGCAACAUGACAAAAUUUCAGAACUAAUGAAGACUCGUUCAGGGGACUAUAAAUUUCCAUUCGCCACGACAGGCAAAUCAAUGUAAAAGUGCAUUAGUCUCAUUGCUUAGCAAGCGGCCAUUGUCGCAGCACCAAGUUUCAGUUGUUGACAAGAAGCCAAAAGGCUUUUAGACUCAGAGAUUACGGCCAUCAGUGACAGAAAAUGGUUGCGGUAAACAUAACGUAAAGCCAGCUGAAGAAAAAAACCACGUAAAACCAGCAGCAAGACCCGCCGGCUGCUGGAUUACGUCAUUCUCCGAGCAUUUGCAGUUUCAGACAUUUUUCAGCUCAGAUGACAGGUAAUCUAAUAACGAGGUGAUGCGAAGCACAUUAAACUGUGUGGAUCCACGUGUGUUGUUAUGAUGCCGUUGCCACGGGGACUUAUUGGGUAAUCGCAGGAAAAAAAUGUACCUGCUCGAGUUUGACCCUGCAGUCGCUCACGUUUAUGAAGAGCAGAGUGGCGUGGCGGAGAGAGGGUGGGAGUGGGAGUGGGGGAUAAUAUUGAGUAUUUAAGCAGAAGUGGGAGUUUUACCAGAAGGGAAACUAUUAAAUGAAUGUGGAGGUGAAACAGGAGGUAGUGUGUGACCCUUUCAGCCAUCAGUGUGCGUGUGUGGGUGUGUGUGUGUGUGUGUGUGCCACGUGACCGUCCUGACCUCCUCGUCUAUCUUCUGUAAUUGCGUUACUCUUCGAGCGUUUCACAGUCCCAUGACUGCUCAACGGAGAAACGGACCACGGUCAGCAUGAAAAAAACAAAACAAAAAAAACCCCAAACAAUCCAUUGUUCUGUUUUCAGUCUUGGUUUGGUGAAAGAAAGAGAAACUUUCUGGAAGAACAGUUCAAUUUCGCCACGUCUAUACGAUUCACACCAGGGCAUAAAAAGCUGUACAGAUUCUACUUGGCUGCUUUAUUUUCUUCUUCUUCUUCUUCUUUCUGCGCGUACAUCUUUCAUUUAUGUUACGCUUGUGCACAAUGUGACAACUGUUAGGCUGUAAAACUUGUGCAGGACAACAGGGAAGGUGUGCUUGUACUCACAGCAUGCUGUUGUAGUCUGAUAGUUGGAUGAUGGGGUGAGGAGGAGCCUGCUGCUGUGAGAGUCGGGGGCUAUAAAAGGCCUUUUCUUUGGCCACAGCCAAACACCCUGCACCACAGCAGAUCCUGCAGCCUACAGCCGUCUGGACCUGAGGACCAAACCCAAACGAAGACAAAGCUCUUCCUCUUUAGGUCAGGCAGCAUGGAUGCAAGUACUACAUCAAACUCUCAGAUCCCCACACUGCAUGCCGACGCUCUGUGUGGCAGCUGCCCGCCCUCUGGUUCUGCUCCGCAGUCCGGCGGCCUCUGGCCCACUCUGCCGACGUCCGGAGCCGGGUUCCCCGCGUGGCCCGGGCAGCCCACCCAGCCCGUCCCAUGCUGGACCGGCCAACCAAACACCGCCUGCUGGCCCGCUCCCCAACCGGCUCCGGUUUCAGUUCCCGCUCCUAUUUCAGUUUCCGCACCAACUCAAGUUAUAACGCCACCAGCACCGACCGCAACGUUGGUCCCAGCGCCAGUUCAGGUUCCGACUCCCGCAGUCCAGCAGCCCUGUCAGCCAUGUUGGCCUGCCACGCAGUACCAGCCGUCCCAGCAGCCGGCUCCGAUUCAAACCCAGGUGCCUGUUCCGGCCGGCGCCACCAUCCACCCGGGCUUACCCGGCUGGCCUGCUCACCCUGGCUGGCCUUAUAACCCGGGACAGUCAGGAUGGCCCGGACAGAAUCCAUCUAUGAUGCCGCCCCACUGGCUUCCCCCUACAUCUGGACCUAUGAGUGUGCCGUACAACUUAAACCUGGCUCGAGGAGUAUAUGACAAAAUGAUGAUGACAAUCCUGGGUUAUGUCAAACCCAAUGCCAAAAUGUUCACAGUCAACUUCCUGAGAGGCAACGACAUUGCCUUUCACAUCAACCCACGCUUUAACGAGGGGGGCAAGCAGGCGGUCGUCCGGAACCACAAAUUGGGGGAUCGCUGGGGCCCGGAGGAGAGGGACCUUAAGGGACCCUUCCCUUUCGCUCCUGGGAGCCCGUUUGAGAUGAAGAUCCUGUGCACUCCCGAGACGUUCAGGGUGGCGGUGAACAACAUCCCGCUGUUCGAGUUCCGCCACCGCAUCCGAGAGCUGAACCAGAUCGACCGGAUCAACAUCCUGAACGACGUCGUCCUCACCUACGUCAACGUGGAGACGCUUCCUUAGGGAACCCGCGGCAGAUUUUUUUUUUUUUAUAUAUAUAUAUAUACUUUUCACUCAGAAAUAAAGCACCGAUUGUCAGCUAAGUUUCAGAAAUGUGCUUAAAUCUAAACAUUUUUUUUUUGCAGUUUUCUGAAACAACUGACUAAAUAAAUUGGUGAACAACUUGGAUUGUUUUCAGAAUGAGCUUUAACUUAUCUGUUGGGACCAAAAAAAUCUAAUAGCGUUGCCUGUGUUUUCUUCUGGGGGGGCGGCAUGAACUAAUAGUAGUAUUGCUUUUUAAAUGAUUUACCAUCAUAUGAAUACCCAGGUCUUUUUCCAGGUUUUAUGACGCAAGUAAUACAAACUUGAUUAUGUUUUUUAAAAUAUUUUAUUUUGUUGUUUUUACAGAUAACAAUCCUGGACAAACACUAGCUAAACUAAAAUCUAGCUAACCAUAAAAAAUGCAAAUAAAAGUUGAAAUGACGUCGUCGGGUAACUAAAAAAAACUAGUGUUUUUUUCUGAAUAUUAGUUGCAAAAUCAAGAGGAAAGCAUCAAAAUCUGCAUGUCCAUGCAAUGUUUACUUUGCAAAAUAUUUAGAUUUUUUUUUAUAAUACUUGAAUGAUGAUUAUGUACAUUUGUGUUACAUAUACCUGCAGUAAGUGCAAAUUACCACCUUUGUAAUGGAUUUAACCAUUUAUUGCAUCUUUAUUUUUCAGUUUGAAGAGGUUGUCCUAAUUGUUUACAUUAUUUUGUUUAUUAAAUAAAACGUCACUAACUAAUUUGGUAAAGUGAACCUUCAAUAAAAGUUUGAGCAGGAAA